AUGUACAAUGAUCAAAUGUACAUGAUUAACUCAUUUAUUAAGGUUAUUCUUCCUCAUUCAAAAAUCACAUUGGAAAAGAAUGAUUGUGAAGGAUUUAAUAAUUCCAAAUCAAGUACAACCUCUCUCAACCAUCCAUCAUAUUUUAUUUAUGAUAUUGACAGGGAACUCAAAAUGAUCAAAUCAUCAGAUUUGACAGCACAUCUCCAUCUUUGUUACUCUCAUAUUGUAACAUCAUCAUUGUUUAGAGAUCCAUUUACUGGAUUGAGAGGAAUGGAACUUGGAGUUAUACUUUUAAAGAAAUUCAAUAACAAUAUGCCACUCAACCAAUCACAACUCAAUAUUUUAUCUGCGAUAUCCAACAUAUCACCAAAAAGAACUCAAUCCAACCACAUCCAACAAAUAACAAUAUCAUUUCCACUUCUCGCACCAAUGAUAUCACAUUAUGAUGGAUUUGUUAUUUUGGUUGAUAUGAUUAAACAAUCACAUGCUGAAAUGUCAAUAUUGUGGAUUUCCAAUCAAAAAGCAACACCACUAACUUCAACACUCAAUCGUAUUGCCUGGAAUAGAUACAAAAGAAUAUAUUCACCUCUUUGUCAAAUUGAUGGACCAAUUGACACAUCAGGAUCAUUUAUCGUCAUUGAACCACCAGCAUUUGGACAAAACACCAAAAAUGUUCAAAGAAUGGCAUCAAUCAUUGAAUCCAAGAAUAUUAAAUAUUUAGAUAAUUCAUUCAAUCCCUAUUCAAUGAUUGGUACAUCAACUAUUCAUGGAUUAGACUUUACUGACCGCAAAAACUGUGUUCCAGAGUUUCAAGAAACACCUAAUCUCAUCCACACCUAUCAGAUUCGUUCUAAUCAAGGACUAGCUGAUGCGUUUGCCACUUGGUAUCUAAAGUUAUUAAAAAUAGCAAUGGAAACUGCAAGUGAGACUUUGGUCAAUAAUUCAGUACCAAGCCCUCAUUACUUUAUCGGCUAUACUGAAAAAGAAAGGGAAAAGAAAAAGCGAGAAAUUACACAAGCAAAAGCCGAUAUUCUCAAUCGGAUCUUUACCCAAAAUAUUUGGGAGAUGGUCGGUGCAGAAAUCAUUGCUCCAACACACACCUCAUAUACACCAAUCUCUAACCCAUAUUUACAAUAUAACCAAGCAUCGUUUAAUGAAACCGUUAAAGGAAAAAUCAUUCAUUGGUACAACAAUAGACGAUUGAAAUUAUUUUUAGAAUCAAUACAAAAUCAAUUACAAGGUAAAAUUCUAUUUGACAAGAAUUUACCUCAAGAGUAUCAAAUGAUUUGGCACGUUGGUUUUGAUAAACAAUUGGAAUCAAUCUGGUCAACAUUGGGUUUUACAGGUACCAAGUCAGAAAAGAUAUCAUUUGAUAAGAUGGAUGAUUUUAUCUAUGGAAUAUACCAUAAAACUAAUUUGGAAGAAGAAUUAUUUGAUGAUUUAAAUAUCAGUAAAGAUUCGUUAAAGAAUCAUCUAUAUAUCCAACUAAAAUUUGGUAUCUUUAAUUCUCAAACAUUGGGUCGUGACCUUGAAAAGUUAUCAGUCAUUAUUCAACAGAAAAUAGAUUUGGUUUGGAAAAUAAUUCAACAGUUUUACAAAAAUCCAAAAAGAACAGAUCAAUCUCAACAAGAAUUGGAUUGUAUAUAUGAAUAUAUAGAUAGUAAUAUUGAUUUUAGAUUAGAUUAUCUAACAGAUUGUAUAUUUAAAAGUUGUCAUUCUUGGAUUGGAUGUGUACCAUUGACUGUUUAUGAAGAUUUCUCAAAUUAUUUGAUAGAUUUACCAGAUCAAAUUUAUCAACUCAUUGGUGUUCACAUUCUUUUGCAAGGUUACAAACAAAAGAUUCAGAAAUGUAAAGUCCUUAAAGGUGUUGAUUUGGUAAAAGAAUUAUCACAAAGUAGAGAGACUAGACAAUGGUUACCAAAAGAUUAUCCAACAUGGUUGGUAUUUGAAUUGGAACAAUCAAUAUGGAUCAGAGAUACUCAAGCAGAGAUUGCUGAAAAGUUGAUCAAUGCUCAAAGUAAUGAAUGUGUUCAACUACAGAUGGGUGAAGGAAAGACAUCUGUUAUUCUACCAAUCAUGUGUUUGGCAAUAUCCAAUGGAAAUAGAAUUGCCCGAGUCAAUGCAAUUCCAUCACUACUUCAAACUUAUAUUCAAGAUUUACAAAUGAGACUUGGAUCAUCAAUUCUCAAUCGACCAAUCCAUCUCUAUCCAUUCAAAAGAGAUAUUGGACCAUCAAUAUCAGUAUCACAUGUUCGAUCUAUUCUCGGCAACAUUGAAAAGUGUAACACGACGAAUUCUUAUCAGUUAUUGAAGAGGUUCUAUCUGAAUUAA
Cavenderia fasciculata is the source of this 2331-nucleotide messenger RNA. RefSeq lists its product as uncharacterized. The coding region runs from base 1 to 2331 and encodes 776 amino acids. The transcript is spliced from 6 exons. The record is from RefSeq and is a predicted model, not a curated record. Lineage: Eukaryota; Evosea; Eumycetozoa; Acytosteliales; Cavenderiaceae.